Molecule: messenger RNA, 3004 nt
Organism: Cladocopium goreaui
Lineage: Eukaryota; Dinophyceae; Suessiales; Symbiodiniaceae
Source: the annotation of a GenBank genome assembly
GUGAGUUGAGCACGUUCGGGCACAGGCGAGGGCCGCGGCCAUGAAUGGUGCUUCCCUGCGUCGCUCGGACAGCAAGGCCAGCACAGCCAGUGGCCUGGAGCAGUAUGCCGAACGCGUGCGCAAAGACUGGCGAUCACAGGCCGCCACCAGUGACGAAUCCCUCAGCUUUCCGAUGUACGUGGUGUCACUGAAGCUUUUGAUGACGAUGACUGUGGUGGAAUGCCACGAAGAGCUGCUACGCAAAGGUCAACUGCAGCGCUAUAGACCUGGCAUGGGGCGAACCAUGUUCGUGUCCCAUCAAUGGGCUGGACGUGAUCAUCCAGAUCCUGAAUUUGCCCAGUUCAGAGUAUUGCAAUCCGCCCUGCAGCAUUUGGCAGACGGUAGUAUCGCAUUUCCUGGCUGUCAGGUGACCAUUGCCACGGUACGUGGCUCAAGCGCACCGGCCAAAACAGGUGCUGACUUUUGCUCGCUGCCAGUGUGGGGUGAUUCUCACACUGGUAGCGGAGCUGUUGCUCCGGGGCCAAGCGGCCUAACCUUUCGCCCGCGCUUCGUAGCGCUUGCAGCAGGGCACAUGGCGCUGCUGGAAACCUUCAAGUACAAAAACUUUGUGGCUGCAGAGGACUUGGCAUCGUUCACUGACAGCAAGGGUGGCAACCUUCCUAGGUUCAAUGGAGAUCCUAUGAAGCUGAUGGAAUAUUCUUGGCGAGUGAGGGCCAGGAUAGCCAGAGAACAGUUGCUGCCUGAAGAUGAGCGCAAGAAAUGCGGACCUCUUGGACUUCGCCUUGCAGAGCACUUGUCCGGUCCUGCCUUGCGCGUUGCUCAGUUGAUGUCAACCUCAGACCUAGCUGCAGAAAAAGGUGCUGAAACGUUGUUGAAGAAACUUGGUGGGAGUUUGAAACCUAGAAGGAUUCAAGAAGCACGUGAGUUGUACCAAGCAGGAGCACAACCUGGAGGUGUUUUGUCCAGGCAACCACAAGAACCCAUGGCCACAUACCUUGUCAGGCGUCAAGCAUGGCACAGUGCUAUGAUUGAUUUAAUCAGUGACUUGAAGUUGCCAGAUUUGAUACUGGCUGAACAAACCCUGACAAACGCAGGUAUCUCAGAGAGUAUGCAACUCUUGAUCAGGUCUGCCAUAGGUGGUGACAUGACUCUUGAAAAGGUGAGCACUGAGCUGAUCGCCCAGCAUGCUCGCAUCCAUGAACGUGAACAUGGAGCUUCGCACCACCGUGGCAAGGGCUAUGGCAAGCACUGGCGCUCUCAUGGAAGUCGCAGCCAACACCAUGGCUACAUGGCUGAAGAGACCUAUGACUGGGAGACUGCCGAGGCCUAUCAGGCUGAGAAUGACAACUCUGGUGACGGCUAUGACGAAGCCAACUAUGACCAUGGACAUGAAGAUGAACCAGUUGAUGAAGGCCAACUUCUGGCCAUGCUGGCUGAUGAUGGACUCGACCUUGGGUGUGAAGAGUCAAUGGAGUAUGCAGCUGAUGUGAUUCAAGCUGACCUUGAAGCCUUCUACGCACGAGACCGUGCUGUGCAGAAGGGCAUCAAGGGCUUCAAGGGGAAAGGCAAGGGCAAGGGCGGCACACGUCACUUUGACGUCUCUGGCCAGCUCUCCUUGUCUGAACGCCAGCAGAAGUUACAGUUGCUCAAGGCCAAGACCUCUUGUCGUCGAUGUGGACAAGUUGGCCACUGGAGCGGCGACCCUGCAUGCCCCAAGGGCAAAGGCAAGUCCAAGACCUUUGCCACCAAUUCGACACCAGACAAGGGAGACGGCAAGAACAAGCACAAGCCUCGCACUGUCUACUUUGCAGUGCAUGAUGAUGGUGGAUCUUCUGGACUUCAUGGAUUCAUGGCACAGAAGUACAACGCUGUGCCACCACCGUCCAGUCUCCAAGAAGGUCAAUAUGUUGACAGCCCUACUGCACGUGGACUUCCUGCAGCACAUGGACUUCCAGCUGCUCAUGCACAGGGUUCUGAUGAUGUUCCUGCUCAACGUGCUGUGGUUCCAAGUUUGCAGAAUGAUGUUAGCAAUGGAAGCGUGCUCACAACUGAAGAGCUUGACAACAUGAUGCUGGUCAACGCUCUUGGAGUAUCUGAAACCCGAGAUGACGGCAGAGUAAUCUACGCGAUGCCAUCUGAACUUGCGGGAUAUGGACUUCCACGUGAUCUCCAAGGUCUUUCUGGACUUUUCCGAGUACCUCAAGCUGCAGCACAACAACUCCCUGCUGAACUUCCAGCGCCAGCACCUGCCAAAGCGGCAUCGCCAGCCGCAGUGUGUCGGCAUGUCAAUGUCACGACACGUGGCAGCAAUGGAUACUACCAAAUCAAGAAGUGCCUUGACUGUGGCGUUACGUUGUCCAGGGAGCCCAAGAUGCCAACCACUGCUACCUCAACUCCGCCGAAUGCACCAGAUCCUGCAGGUGGCACAUGCACACACAGAAAUGUCACCUGGCAUGGAACUAAUGGCUAUCGAUGGCGACGCACAUGUCGCGACUGUGGUGAAGUUCGCACCGGACCUGUUGGCACCCAACCUGCGAGCUCAACAACAAGGACCAAUGCCAGAGCUUCCUCUUCUUCUGUGGUGAUGCCUGGAACUGUGGAGCAGAUCUUGACCGUGGAUCAACUUCCCCGUCUUCGACAGAUGUUGGACUUUGCACUGCGCACCAAGGAGACGCAUUCCCAAGCCGGUCAAGAGAUCGCAUCCACUGAACUAUGCUGCUGGACUACGCGAUUGGCGUUUCUAGCAUGGAUGCAGCUCCACCAGUUUCCGAGUACCAGACUCCCAGAAGAUCACCAACGUACUCUCAGCACUCUGCAACACCGAAGUCAAGAGCGAGUGCAUCAACACUUGGUCCAGCUGAACACCUUGAUGACAUGGGCCAGAGGAUUGUCAACUUUGGCAAAUUCAAGAACCAGACCUACUACCAGGCAUGGUGUGAUUUGGACUAUGUUGAAUGGGCUCUCCAAGAAGAACAAAAUGUUCUCCGAAGUGGCAAGACUAUGA